UUGAGCUAGACAGGUGCACCACUAACUGAAGCAGGUCCUGCACUGGAUUUAUUACUGCUUUCUGCCUCCCUCGAGGAAAAUGGUCAACAAAGACAUGAAUGGAUUUCCAGUCAAGAAGUGUUCUGCUUUCCAGUUUUUUAAAAAAAGGGUACGAAGAUGGAUCAAGAGCCCGAUGGUGAGCAUGGAAAAACAUCAGACAACCAGCCUCAAAUACCCGGGGUCCACUGUGAUGCAUAUACCUCAAGGAGAGCCGGACAUUGAGGCUCCAUUAUGCCAGAUGUGCUUCAGUGAUCACACUUUUCAAAGAGGAAUCGUCCCACAGGACACUGAGUCCUGUUCCUGGGAAGGCCACAGAAGCUGUAAUAUGAAAGAACUCUACAAUAAAGAAGAUAUGUUGGCUCAACCUGACCAGAGGACCUUCUGGAGUCAUGAUGACUCAGCGUUCAUGAAACAGAGAAGAAUGGGGCUGAACGACUUCAUCCAAAAAAUAGCCACCAACUCCUAUGCAUGCAAACACCCAGAAGUUCAAUCUAUUUUGAAGAUCUCUCAGCCUCAAGAGCCUGAACUUAUGAAUGCCAAUCCUUCACCUCCUCCCAGUCCAUCCCAGCAGAUUAAUCUUGGCCCAUCAUCUAACCCACAUGCCAAGCCAUCAGAUUUCCAUUUCCUGAAGGUUAUUGGGAAAGGCAGUUUUGGAAAAGUUCUUCUUGCAAGGCACAAGGCAGAUGAACAAUUCUAUGCAGUUAAAGUUCUCCAGAAGAAAGCGAUCUUGAAGAAGAAGGAGGAGAAACACAUAAUGUCAGAACGCAAUGUCCUACUGAAAAAUGUGAAGCACCCUUUCCUGGUGGGACUCCACUUUUCUUUCCAGACGGCUGACAAACUGUACUUCGUCCUAGACUACAUUAAUGGUGGAGAGUUGUUCUACCAUCUCCAGAGGGAACGUUGCUUCCUGGAACCAAGAGCUCGUUUUUAUGCUGCUGAAAUUGCCAGUGCACUGGGCUACCUGCACUCUCUGAAUAUAGUUUAUCGGGACUUGAAGCCAGAGAACAUUUUGCUUGAUUCUCAGGGCCACAUUGUCUUGACUGACUUUGGGCUCUGCAAAGAAAACAUAGAACCCAACGGCACAACUUCCACGUUCUGUGGCACUCCUGAGUACCUUGCCCCUGAAGUCCUCCACAAGCAACCGUACGACCGGACUGUGGACUGGUGGUGCCUUGGAGCAGUUUUAUAUGAGAUGCUUUAUGGACUGCCCCCUUUUUACAGCAGAAACACGGCAGAAAUGUACGACAACAUCUUGAACAAGCCUCUGCAGCUGAAGCCAAAUAUUACAAACUCUGCUAGACACCUUUUGGAGGGCCUUUUGCAAAAGGACAGAACCAAGAGACUGGGUGCAAAGGAAGACUUUAUGGAGAUUAAGAAUCACAUCUUCUUCUCUCCAAUUAACUGGGAUGAUCUCAUUAAUAAGAAGAUUACACCCCCUUUUAACCCAAAUGUGAGCGGCCCCAACGACCUGCGACAUUUUGACCCCGAGUUUACGGAGGAGCCAGUCCCAAACUCCAUAGGCCAGACUUCUGACAGCAUCCUCAUCACCGCCAGCGUCAAAGAAGCUGCGGAAGCUUUCCUGGGCUUCUCUUAUGCUCCUCCCAUGGAUUCUUUCUUGUGAAUCUCUAAUAAUGAUUUCUAUCACUUAUUCUUUUUUAAAAUGACCUUCCGGUGGCCUUCUGGUCAAGCUGCCUGUUGUCUGGUCAUCUUGAAAAGAUUAUAUUUUGCACGUCUUCCCACUGUGUGGCAACUUAUGCAGCCUUAAUUUCAACUCUACUGCUGACAUUUGCCGGAAGCGUUUUUCUCUCCCCCCCCCUUCUUUGUGGUUCUUGUUGCUGUUGUUUGUUUUUGGAAGAGCACACUUAACUCCUCUGAACUUGCAAACAUUUCACUUCCGGUUGGUUCUUCCCACUCACCAAAGUGGUGCUAUCUCUCCUUUGGAAGUUACGAAGAAGGAAAAAACAAAAAAAGCAAUGGCUGCCAUAAACUGCUGUAGAUUGUAAGCGUAUGAACAAACUGCUACGUGUAUUAUUAUUUGGAGUGAAUGUUCUGAAAAGCCUAGCUUGGAGAUCUUGCUGGAUGUGAUGAGGAUUUUAUGAGAAUGUGCCUUUUUUUCCCCCUGAUAGGAUCUUGCAAGCUCCAAAGCUUUUCCUGUCACAGAGAGCUUCUUGAUUCACACGUGUGUGUGUGUGUAUAUAUAUCUCUGUGUGUGGGUUGCUAUGUAGGCUGUGGUAUGCACAACUUGCAAAAGGACUUAGAAGUGCAAGUGCAACACUUGCAGGACAUUACAAUGUGGGGCAUUGUUUGUUCCUUCCAUAUUUGGAAGACAAUAAAUUAAUGAACUGUAUAUAUUUUUUAAUUUGUAAUAUAUAUAUAUACAUAAAUAUAUGUAUAUAUAUUUAUAUAAACCUACAACAUACUGUACAGUUAACAUCUGAAACUCUAGGGACGGGCUUCAGUGACUUAUACCCUGAAUGCUUGAAGAAAGCAUUGCUGCUAUGGAAAUAUUAAAAAUAUUUCUAUUUUUAAGAAAGGGUUUCUACGGACCAAAAUGCCCCAGCUGAGGUUUGUCAAAGCUGUUGGUUUAGUUCAUUAUUUUUUGUUUGUUUGUCAUCUGUAAAACAGGGCAUUAUUUAUGGUUUCUAAAGAAAAAUAAUAAUGUUUGCAUUCCUGUUUGUAUGUAUUUGUAAAAAGACCUGUACAGUUGGUUGCAAUGCUAGAUGUAUAUCUAAAAGGACAAAGGAAAAACCUUUUAAAGGCUUAUAAUGUAUAUCAUCCUUGAAAUGUACUUAACAUGGUUAUAUGUACCAUUUUUGUGACCAAACCUAUUGGUUUGCAAUAAAAUCUUUGACAAUAUUUCUAUAAA
This is a messenger RNA of Pogona vitticeps (central bearded dragon), 2905 nucleotides long. RefSeq names its product serum/glucocorticoid regulated kinase 1 (gene SGK1). Gene Ontology annotation, molecular function: protein serine/threonine kinase activity; phosphatidylinositol binding; ATP binding. The record is from RefSeq and is a predicted model, not a curated record. Gene Ontology annotation, biological process: protein phosphorylation. NCBI's taxonomy places the organism in Eukaryota, Metazoa, Chordata, Lepidosauria, Squamata, Agamidae.